AUGUCCGCCCCACCCGCAGCACCACCCGCAGCACCACCACCAGCACCAGCACUCAUCUCUCAGCACACCACAGCAUCAUCCUUCCUCCUGAGCGCGCUGCACUCUUCCACGCCGUGCACACUGCUAAUCUGCAGCGCGCGCGAUGUAUUCCGACAGCGCCUCUCCCCCUCAUUCGCCGCUACGCUCCCAACACUCGCCCACCUCCGCGGCGGCCAGCACACGGCCGUGGUCUUCCUGCCUAGCAUUCUGCACGUGCGCACGUACCUCGCCUCCCUCUCCUCCUCCCUGGCACAUGGGGCGGGGGAGUUAAGAGUCUGGGGCCUCAUCUCGGCGCACGCGGAAACGAGCGAGUUCUCGGCGCAGGGGGUGGGGCGGACACUCGCGGCGCUGGUGGAGGUGGGAAGGCGCGCGGGCGCGGGCGUGGUGAUUGCGGAGGAGGGAGAGGCCUGGUGGGAGACGGAGUUGUCCGUGUUGAAUGCGAGUGCCAGUGGGAGGCUGGAUAGGUUGGGGGUUGUCGCUGGGAGGACGGUGGGGCUGGGGAAGGUGCUGGGGAGGUGGUUUGAUUUUGAGGAGGGGUGUGAGGGCGAGGGGGUGGAGGGGGAGGGGGGAGAGGAGCAGGAGGAGUGGGAGGGGGAGAGUGAUGGGUUGUGA
This is a messenger RNA of Tricharina praecox, 651 nucleotides long. RefSeq lists its product as uncharacterized. NCBI's taxonomy places the organism in Eukaryota, Fungi, Ascomycota, Pezizomycetes, Pezizales, Pyronemataceae. The record is from RefSeq and is a predicted model, not a curated record. The coding region runs from base 1 to 651 and encodes 216 amino acids. The transcript has a single exon.